This is a messenger RNA of Homo sapiens (human), 2456 nucleotides long. Its product is annotated as MAGE-like protein 2. The record is from RefSeq and is a predicted model, not a curated record. The coding region runs from base 74 to 1552 and encodes 492 amino acids. The transcript is spliced from 2 exons. Lineage: Eukaryota; Metazoa; Chordata; Mammalia; Primates; Hominidae.
UUGAACUCCUGAGCUCAGGCGAUCCUCCUGCCUCUACCUCUCACAGUGCUGGGAUCCCCCACUGUGCCUGGCUAUGUUCUGCUUUUUCUCCACGAUGAUCACCCACCUGCAUUUCCAUGUGUCCACACUGUCCACAUGGUCGCCCUCUCCCAGGUCCAGUAGCACUGUCCACUCAAAGGGGUCCAUUCUCAGCCACGGAGAUCCUCCCGGGUCCACUCGGCCAGACAGGUCCUCCCAGGUCCGCUCAGCCACACAGGUCCUCCCAGGUCUGCUCUCGGCCACAGAGGUCCUCCCGGGUCCGCUCUCGGCCUCAGAGGUCCUCCCAGGUCCGUUCUUGGCCACAGAGGUCCUCCCGGGUCUGCUCUCGGCUUCAGAGGUCCUCCCGGAUCUGUUCUUGGCCACAGAGGUCCUCCCGGGUCUGCUCUCUGCCACAGAGGUCCUCCCGGGUCUGCUCUCUGCCACAGAGGUCCUCCCAGAUCCGCUCAGCCACAGAGGUCCUCCCAGGUCCGCUCUCAGCCACAGAGGUCCUCCCGGGUCCACUGUCAGGCACAGAGGUCCUCCCGGGUCUGCUCUUGUCCACAGAGGUCCUCCCGGGUCUGCUCUUGUCCACAGAGGUCCUCCCGGGUCUGCUCUUUGCCACAGAGGUCCUCCCAGGUCCGCUCUCAGCCACAGAGGUCCUCCCGGGUCCGCUCUCAGCCACAGAGGUCCUCCCGGGUCUGCUCUCUGCCACAGAGGUCCUCCCAGAUCCGCUCAGCCACAGAGGUCCUCCCAGGUCCGCUCUCAGCCACAGAGGUCCUCCCGGGUCCACUGUCAGGCACAGAGGUCCUCCCGGGUCUGUUCUCGGCCACAGAGGUCCUCCUGGGUCUGCUCUUUGCCACAGAGGUCCUCCCGGGUCUGCUCUUUGCCACAGAGGUCCUCCCGGGUCCACUGUCAGGCACAGAGGUCCUCCCGGGUCUGCUCUUGUCCACAGAGGUCCUCCUGGGUCUGUUCUCGGCCACAGAUGUCUUCCCAGGUCUGCUCAGCCACAGAGGUCCUCCCAGGUCCGCUCUCAGCCACAGAGGUCCUCCUGGGUCCGCUCUCGGCCACAGAGGUCCUCCCGGGUCUGCUCUCUGCCACAGAGGUCCUCCCAGAUCCGCUCAGCCACAGAGGUCCUCCCGGAUCUGCUCUCGGCCACAGAGGUCCUCCCGGGUCUGUUCUCAGCCACAGAGGUCCUCCCGGGUCUGCUCUCAGCCACAGAGGUCCUCCCGGGUCCACUGUCAGGCACAGAGGUCCUCCCGGGUCUGCUCUUGUCCACAGAGGUCCUCCCGGGUCUGUUCUCGGCCACAGAUGUCUUCCCAGGUCUGCUCAGCCGCAGAGGUCCUCCCGGGUCUGCUCUCGGCCACAGAUGUCUUCCCAGGUCUGCUCAGCCGCAGAGGUCCUCUCGGGUCCACUCUCGGCCACAAAAGUCCUCCUGGGUCUGCUUUUGGCCACAGAGGUCUUCCCAGCAUUUCCGUCAUCAGCUCGAAGCAGUCGGUUCUUCCCAGAGCUUCCAUCGUCAUCUUCUGGAACAUGAUCUUCUCUGCACUGGUUACUUUUGCUUUUUGAGUGAAACUCUUAGGGUCUGUUUUUAAGGGGAGGUCCAGGCCAAGGGACGUGUAAGGCUGCGUGCCCGUCCUCCAGUGCUUUGGCUCCGGGUGAACAGCGCCACAUCCCUGUGUGACUGAAGCCGCCGCGCUGCUGCCAGCAUCGCUCUCUGCAGCUGCCCCUCCGCACUUCCGAUCACGUGAAUUGAUCUUGUGGGCUGGCAGAAGCUGGAUUCUUUUCCCUUAUUACUAGAGAAAUACUUACUUUAGAAAUUACAAAUGAGUGACAAAGAAGAGAAUUUCAGUCGUGUAAAACGCAGUCACCUGGAAAUGGCGCUGACUCACGGCUGCGAAGCCCCCAGGGUCUGGGGCUGCCCUCGAUGGAGAGGGUCACAUACGUGAUGUUGGAGGCAGCACCCGCCCUUUGGCAGGUGUGCACGUGGAUUUCCCAAAAGGGUCUCCACCACGAAAUUCUCCUAACACCCGCGUGUCAGCACAUGUUCCUUACGGUUUUAUAAAAUGUGGUCAUUGGUAUAAUUUUCUCUCUGGCAGAGAGUUUCAUGCUGUUGAUAUAUAGUAAUUUCUUUAGAAAGCAAUGGUAAGUUAUGUUCUUUUAUCACAAGGUUACCAUUAGUGGAAGAGUCUUUGAUUUUAGUAUUCAGGAUUUCUUUAAACUGUUUCCUUUUGCUUUUACUUUUCACGUAAGCUUGACUAAACACAUUACUAGACGGUAGGUAUUUAGUGACUCUAGAGUUCUACUAAAGGAUCAUUCUGCAAUUAUGCAGGUUUUAAGGAGAAGCAAGAGAAAUGGAAACUGGGUAGUUUGUAGCCGAAUGAUUGCAGAAUCAAAUGGGGGCUUAAAACUCAAUGUGAAUUUGUUUCUCAUUUUUCUAA